CCCCGCCCUCUCGCUUUCUCUAAAAGCGCAACGGUCACAUGACAUAGUGACGCCACUGGCUGGGUUCCCAGGAGCCGGAAGUGGCUAAAGCCUAGCGGUGUGCGCGCUCCCGCAGCAAAGGGAAGAUGGCAGCACCUUUAUCCCUCACACAGGUCUGUCUGAUGGACCAUAAGCCCUUCUGCUAGCCAGUGAAUGUGGCUCAGGAACAGAUGAGUCCUGCCCAUUACCAACAUGGAUCUGCCGCCUUCAGUCAGCCAAGGAAAUCACAGGAUGAAAUUGCUUUACAGGAUCCGCAAGCUCACGUGGAAGCCAUAAAUAAAAAGAAGGCGUGGAGAUAUUACAGAUAAAGACUGAGACACAAGACCCGGGCUCUCAGAGUACAAUGAGCAGUAAAUUAAUUCAACCAACUGAUGGGGAAUAUCUAGAGACUGUGUGUCAAGAACUGGACCUCCAAAAUGAAAAGGGAGGCUCUAAAGAUCACGUGAACCCCAUUAAGGCUGCCAGUGCUUCAUUUUCUCCCAGAUCUGAGCCUGAGAUAUUUGAGAUUAAGAGAGAAGAUCCAGACUGUGAUCAUUAUCAGAAUGCAAAUAACAAUGCAGCACUUUCCUUCAUGGAAGAGGAGAUCUGCUUAAACAGUGAGGAGUCUGAAACUGCCAGGCCUUGGUUAAGCCCACUCCAAAGCCCAACUGCCAUGGAUUCUGAUUCUUUGGAUACAAGCAGGGAACAGUUACCAAAUACUGCCUUGUUGUUGUGGCUAAAACAGCACAAAGCACAGACCAACUCGGACCUUAAGUCCAAAAUAACAUCUAAGAGCUGCCCAGCAUUCUUGGCCUCUUCACAUUUUCUCUGUUAUAAAUGUGGAAGAAACAUUUCAGGGAAUAGUCCGAUCCUCACACACCUCUGCUCUUGUACCUGGAAUGUGAAUUCUACCAGCAUGAGAAGCUGUACGGAGAAGAAGCCAUUUGUCUGCUCUCAGUGUGGGAAGCACUUCAGGAAGAAAUAUCACUUCCAGAUACAUCAGCAGAUCCACACAGGAGAGAAACCCUUCACCUGUACAGAAUGUGGGAAAGGCUUCUCACAAAAGAUUCACCUCUUCACCCACCAUAGAACUCACACUGGGGAGAAACCAUUUCCGUGCACAGAAUGUGGGAAAUCCUUCUCUAAAAAGAUUCACCUCAACACUCAUUAUAGGAUUCACACAGGGGAGAAACCAUUUACAUGUACAGAAUGCGGGAAAGGUUUCUCUGAAAAGACUACGCUCCGCUCACACCUUAGAGUACACACCGGGGAGAAACCAUUUGCAUGCAAUGAAUGUGGGAAAGGUUUCUCUUUGAAAAGCAGUCUUCACAAACACCAGACAGUUCAUACGGGGGAAAAACCUUUCAUGUGUUCAGAUUGUGGGAAAAGGUUCUCCCGAAAAACCAGCCUUCACAAGCACGAGGCAAUCCACGCAAGGGAGAAACCGUUCACCUGCAAUGAAUGUGGGACCAGUUUCUUUCGAAAGACUCACUUAUUCAAACACCAAUCACAGGUUCACAAGCGAGGGAAACCUUUCACAUGUGAAUAAUACAGAGGAGAUUUCGCUCUGAAAAGAGAGCCAUGGUUUAGAGAGAGAUUUGAGAGGGUAACGUGAAUAAUGUUCCUUUAGUUCCACAAGGAGCUACAGUAUAUAAUUAUAUUUACAGUUUCUAAGGGUAUGCUCUCUUAAAGAAACAGCUCAGUAUAAAAACUGGGUAAAUAGGCUGUGCAAAAUAAAACAUGUUUCUAAUGUAGUUAAUAAGCCAAAAAUGUAAUAUAUAAAGGCUGGAGUGAGUGGAUGUGU
Messenger RNA from Xenopus laevis (African clawed frog), 1822 nucleotides. RefSeq names its product zinc finger protein 239. The transcript has 2 exons. Lineage: Eukaryota; Metazoa; Chordata; Amphibia; Anura; Pipidae. The coding region runs from base 383 to 1567 and encodes 394 amino acids. The record is from RefSeq and is a predicted model, not a curated record.